This is a messenger RNA of Macadamia integrifolia, 871 nucleotides long. RefSeq names its product transcription factor PRE6-like. Bases 350 to 631 code for a protein of 93 amino acids. The record is from RefSeq and is a predicted model, not a curated record. NCBI's taxonomy places the organism in Eukaryota, Viridiplantae, Streptophyta, Magnoliopsida, Proteales, Proteaceae. Gene Ontology annotation, biological process: regulation of DNA-templated transcription; regulation of growth. The transcript is spliced from 2 exons. Gene Ontology annotation, molecular function: protein dimerization activity.
GCCUAGCCCACUGCUUUCUCCCAUGCACUGUCUUCUUCACUCCCAACACCACUACUUGUGUAAUUGUGCUCUCUCUCUUCUCUCCCUCUUUCCUCCUCUGUUUCUUCAUCUUCUGCUCUCAUUUUUCUUCAUCUACAGCGCUUUCCAUUUCUCCAUAUAUAACUUGUACCUGACACUCUCUUCUUAUAAGUUCUCUCGCUUCUACCAUUCCCCAUUUCCCUCUUAACUUAACUGCAUCUCUGACAAGGUCGAUCUCUCCCCUGCAUUUGUGCUUUUGGGUUCUCUUCAAUUCAUCUUAACUGAACUGGGUUUCUGACAGCAAGCUCUACAAUACUUCUCAGUCUUAAAGAUGUCUAGCAGAAGGUCGCGUUCAAGACAGUCAGGAGGAGGUUCGAGGAUCACAGAUGAUCAGAUCAACGAUCUUGUUUCCAAGUUACAGCAACUUCUACCAGAGCUUCGUGAGAGGCCCUCAGACAAGGUAUCAGCAUCUAAGGUGCUACAAGAGACGUGCAACUACAUUAGGAACUUACACAGAGAGGUGGACGACCUCAGCGAGCGACUAUCUGAGCUAUUGGCCAACACAGACUCCAGUAGUGCCCAAGCAGCCAUUAUUAGGAGCUUACUUAUGUAAUAGAGAGAUCACUUAAUUAGAAUCCCCUAGAUCCCCUCUGGUCUUUCUUGUUCUUACUUCUACUUUUGUUUGUGCUUCUUCCUUUCUUUCUUUCUUUCUUUCUUUCUUGUAGGUUUUGGUCUGUGGACCAAACUUAAUGGUUGGAUUGAUUCCAAGGCAUCAUCAUCCUUUUGCAAAGGACGAGCUACUACUGUAGUAAUUUAUAUCAUAUAAUAAACACAGACUACUUGCACUGACAAA